AAGGAGCGGAAGACGCAGGACUCGGAAAAGUGUACUACAACUACAACGAGGAUAGAACAUUUUGAAGAGGAGAUCUUGGUGGGUUACAGCGAUGGGCGACUUCCUGGAAUAUUCAGAUCUAGUCCAGGAAAUCAGGGGAGCGUUGAAUCCAGGAAGGCUGAAAUUGCAGAGCAAUCUAGUGAUAUUUAAGAACAUCAAAACGGGGAAAGUUGAUCAAUAUAAUCCCAAUGACAUUGAGUCCGUGACAUGGAUGAAGAGGGCUCGGGGUUAUUGCCUCAAAGUGAUGUUAGAGAAUGGCACAAUUCAUCGUUACGAUGGUCUCAAAGAAGGGGAAUAUGAAAAGCUGUCACAAUUUGUGUCUAAAUACUACAACACAACACUAGAAAAAAAAGACCUCUCAGUCAAGGGAUGGAAUUGGGGCGUGGCAGAUUUUAAGGGAAACUCCCUGUCGUUCAAUGUUGACAAGAAGACUGCUUUCGAGGUUCCUCUUGGCAACGUCUCUCACAGUACGACAGCCAAGAACGAGGUGACCCUGGAGUUCCAUCAGAACGAUGAUGCUGCCGUGUCCCUGAUGGAGAUGCGCUUCUUUAUCCCUACAGACAGCACCCAACCUGACAAAGACACAGUGCAGGAAUUUUACAACAAUGUGAUAGCUAAAGCAGACAUCAUCCAGGCCACGGGAGAGUCCAUUGCUGCCUUCAGUGAAGUCCAGUGUCUCACUCCAAGAGGCCGUUACGAUAUCAAGAUAUAUCCAACAUUCCUACAGCUUCAUGGCAAAACCUUUGACUACAAAAUCCCAUAUACGACAGUGCUGCGUCUCUUCCUUUUGCCACAUAAAGAUGGCCGGCAGAUGUUUUUUGUGAUGAGUUUAGAUCCACCAAUCAAACAGGGCCAGACGCGUUAUCAUUUCUUGAUUAGUUUGUUCAAUAAAGAGGAUGAGAUGACGAUAGAACUGGGAUUGUCAGAGGAGGAGUUGAAGGAAAAGUAUGAUGGUAAAUUGACACAGGAGAUGUCUGGUCUGGAGUAUGAAGUCAUUAGUCGCGUGUUCAAAGCAGUCGUUAAUCGCAAAAUUACCGUACCAGGUGGCUUUACCAGCCAUCAAGGUCACCAGUGUAUCAACUGUUCCUACAAAGCAGCCACAGGUCUGCUGUACCCUCUGGAGAGAGGGUUUAUUUUUGUACACAAGCCACCCAUGCACAUCCGAUUUGACGAGAUAGCUGCUGUCAACUUUGCCAGAAGUGCAGGCAGCACAAGAUCAUUUGAUUUCGACGUGGAAACCAAAUCAGGGACAGUGUACACCUUUGUGGGAAUUGAAAAAGAUGAGUACGGUAAACUGUAUGACUUCGUAUCCCAGAAGAAGCUUCGGGUCAAGAAUAUCGGAGGUAUGAGUUCAAAGAAGCAGGUUGAUGAUGAUGACAUGCAGGGCAGUGAUGUGGAAGAUGAACAUGAUGCUUAUCUGGAGAGGAUGAAGAGAGAGGGAAGGGAGAGGGAAGACGAUGGUGGAGAUGAUGAUGAAGACAGUGAUAGCUCAGAUGAAUCCUUCAACCCAGGAGAGAGUGGCAGUGAAGUUCCAGAAGAGUACGACAGUAAUCCAUCCACAACCAGUGAAUCGGACGAUGAAAGCGACGAAGGAUCGGAAGAAGGAGAAAAGAAAAAAGAGAAGAAGGAAAAGAAAGAAAAGAAGAAAUCUAGAAGUGCCAAAACAGUGCCUGAAGGCAGGAAGAAAAGAGCUAAGAAGAACAAAGGUGACAAGGAUCCGAAUCGUCCCAAGAGGCCGCAGUCUGCAUACUUCCUUUGGCUGAAUGAAAACCGAGAGAAAAUCAAGAAAGAAAACCCCGGCAUUACCAUCACAGAGAUCUCCAAGAAAGCAGGGGAAAUGUGGAAAGAAAUUACUGAUAAAACUAAAUGGGAGAAGUUGGCUGAGGUGGCAAAGGAAGAGUAUAAGGUGGCCAUGGAGGAGUACAAUCAGAGGAAAGCUGAGGAGGGCAGCGAUGCAGAGGAAGCCAGCAGUGGGAAGAAGAGUCCUAAAAAGAAGGCGGGCAGCCCCAAGAAGGAGAGUAAGGCAGGGUCUGGCCAGGAUUACAAGAGUAAAGAAUUCAUCAGUUCUGACUCUAGUUCCUCUGAGGACAAACCACUCAAGAAAAAGACCAAGAAAGACGAGAAAUCCGAGAAGAAGAGUGCCAAGAAGGAGGAAGAAAGUGGAGAAGAGAGCGAAGUCGGAGAGUUACCUGAUGAGGAAGAAAUUCUUAGUUCUCCACCAGCGUCCUCAGAAUCAGGAUCUGACGAAUGAUUCACCUGGACUCCCUUUAUGCAGCAGCCAUUUUAAAGGGAGGUCACUCUGAUGGACAUUGUCAUGGAAGGGAGGUCACUCUCAACUCAUGUAAUAAAUGGGAGCUAACUCUUUCAAAUCUGUUGUCCCCUUCCCAUGAAGCGAGCACUUAUUUCAAAAGACAUGUCUGUAUCCCAGAAUAUAGGCCUACGAUAAAACCCGAAUUAUGACACAAUGAAUCACCAGUAUUUGCUGACUCAAUUAUUCAAGAAAUUCUUGAUCAUCAGCUGUGAUACUAGUUAGCAAGCUAAAUAUUCAAACAAAUUUUGGCUAUUGCUGUGUUUAGAAUAAACAAACGCCUAAUUUGUUGUGAAAUUGCAAGAACAUUCAUUUGUGGGUCUAAGCUUUCAGUGUUGUGAAGUAUUAACUUACAUCAACAGAACCAUUUAAGUGAAUAAUUUUAGUAUACCCAGGAAUACAUUCUGUUAUAGUUCAUAUUGUCCCACAGUAAGGCAGCGGCAUCCUGCCACAGAGGAAUGGAGUUGUGUAGUGUCAUACUCCUCACAGCGUGCGUGCUGCUCUUUACGCUUUGCUUUGCAUCUCUGCUACCAUAAGCUUGACCUUUGGUGCCCGUCUGACACUUGUAAGCUUGUUUAGGCUUAGCCUCACUGGCGGUGUCCUCCUGUGAAACUAUUUAAUCAGCAUUCGUCAAUAAAUUUGUUUCAUGUGUUGGUUAAAAUCGUAGCAUGCAUACUUUAAAAGAGAAUGCAUGACUUUAAAGAAUGAUUAGAAACCAAGGACGGAGACAUUGUUUUCUGACAUCACUUCUCGUCUCCUUAUUGGGUUGAGGGAGGGUAUGGGAAUGUCUGUUUCGACGCAUAGAUUCAUCAUAGUGACUUCGGCGCUUAAGAUUUCGGUACAAAAUUUGCAAGUAGAGGCUGUGGUAUAAAGUGAACAUACAGAGUAAUACAUGGUCUGUAAGGAGUAUGGUGUAAUUGAGGAAUUUAGUAUCACUGAACUAACGAAUACGGAAAUGGAACAGGGAACAGACUGAUUGUAUAAAGACGUACUUUAGAAACUUCAUAAAUACAUAUACGUAGUGUACUAAUGGCAUUUUGAGACUGGUUACAGAGUUUUGUCUUGGAAUUGACAAAAUUAAUAAUUACCCUGUUUUCUAUGAAUAGUGGGGGCCUCCCUGGCUCAGUUGGUUAGCGCGCUAGCGCAGCGUAAUGACCCCAGGAGUCUCUCAUCAAUGCAGUCCCUUUGAGUUCAAGUCCAGCUCCUGCUGUCUUCCUCUCUGGCCGUACGUGGGAAGGUCUGGCAGGAACCUGCAGAUGGUCGUGGGUUUCCCCCGAGCUCUCUCCAGUUUCCACCCACCAUAGUGCUGUCCGCCGUCGUAUAAGUGAAAUAUUCUUGAGUACGGCAUAAAAUACCAAUCAAAUAAAUAAAUAAAUGUAUGAAUAGGGAAUUACCCAUCCUGCACUAAUGGGAGACUCGAGGACCAGUUACAAAGAAGGACCAGAUGACAGUAGACUUUUUCUUUUGUGACGUUGCAGUGCAUGUGUACUUCAUAUAUGUUUUAUGAGCAAACGUACAGUGUAAUUGUGACCCAAUAGAGGAAAGAACAGAUGAGGUCACAGCUUUCAACUGUCUUGAUAAAGACGUGAAGGACUUUAACGAGUUCCCCGUUGAUGCAGUAUUCAGUAUAUUUCGGAUUUUGUGGAAUAGAAUUUCUGACCAUUUCACAACAGCUUGAAUUUGUGAUUGAAAUAUCUUCAGUUAUUAAACCUUUAUGAAUGCUGAGCUCGUGUAGAUUGGUGCUUGAAAUAUAGAAAUAUUGA
Messenger RNA from Liolophura sinensis, 4110 nucleotides. RefSeq names its product FACT complex subunit SSRP1-like. The transcript has 17 exons. Bases 92 to 2290 code for a protein of 732 amino acids. Gene Ontology annotation, cellular component: FACT complex; nucleus. Gene Ontology annotation, biological process: regulation of chromatin organization. The record is from RefSeq and is a predicted model, not a curated record. Lineage: Eukaryota; Metazoa; Mollusca; Polyplacophora; Chitonida; Chitonidae. Gene Ontology annotation, molecular function: nucleosome binding; DNA binding; histone binding.